ACCCUGGCUUGUUCUUAGCUUAGCGUGUUGCUAAUGAAGAUUUAAAGCCAGUGGUGGUGGUGGAUGUGUCUCUGCCAGCUGUGCCUGGGGACAGCAACCAUGGGUGGAGAUGGUGGGCCGAGAGCAUCCAUGACGAGCACAUUCAUCCAGGGCAGCUCAGCUGCUUCCUCUCGUGAUCGGGUCAUGAUGUCGACUCUUCCGCCCGUGAGGUGUGACGGAAGAUGCACAUUCUGUCACAUCCGGUUGAGAUCUCCAGGGUCUGGCGUCAGAUUCGAGACCUUCUGAUGGGG
This is a messenger RNA of Aspergillus welwitschiae, 290 nucleotides long. RefSeq lists its product as uncharacterized. Lineage: Eukaryota; Fungi; Ascomycota; Eurotiomycetes; Eurotiales; Aspergillaceae. The record is from RefSeq and is a predicted model, not a curated record. Bases 64 to 285 code for a protein of 73 amino acids. The transcript has a single exon.